Messenger RNA from Camelina sativa (false flax), 540 nucleotides. NCBI's taxonomy places the organism in Eukaryota, Viridiplantae, Streptophyta, Magnoliopsida, Brassicales, Brassicaceae. The record is from RefSeq and is a predicted model, not a curated record.
AUGGGGAGUACUGAAGAAUUAGUUGAUUACAAAAAAGAAGCUGAUGAUAACAAGUUCACUUGGGUGAUUAAGAAUUUCUCCUCUUUGCCAUAUGAUAAAGUCUAUUCCAGUCCAUUCGUGAUUGGUUGCUGCAAAUGGCAUCUUCUGGCCUAUCCCAAGGGAAAUAAGUUUAAUAAUAGUUUGUCUCUGUAUCUUGUGGUUGAUGAUUCUAGAUCAUUGCCUAGUGGAUGGAAAAGAUACGCGCAGUUCUCCUUAACUAUAGUGAACCAACAAACGGAAAAACUCUCCCAACGAGGAGGAACAGAGAAACAACACUGGUUUAAUCAGAGAAACCUUGGCUCGGGUUUUACAUCCAUGAUCCCACUUCCCAACCUUCAUGCCAAACACGGUGGAUUUCUUGUGAACGGAGAAGUCAAGAUUGUUGUGGAGAUAGAUGUUCUUGAAGUCAUUGGAAAGUUAGAUGUAUCAGAAGAGACUUCACCAGUAAUGGAAAGCAUUGAUGUCAACGGGUUUCAAGUUCUUCCAUCACAGAGAAGUUGA